Linum trigynum is the source of this 3197-nucleotide messenger RNA. The record is from the annotation of a GenBank genome assembly. Lineage: Eukaryota; Viridiplantae; Streptophyta; Magnoliopsida; Malpighiales; Linaceae.
AUAUGCAUCUUCAGCUUGGUUAUAUUAAAUUUAAGUUGAAUUUGAUCUGCAUUUUCAAGGCAUGGAAUAUCCAGAGUAUCCUAAAGUGGUGGAGAUGAGGAUGUGUCUAAAAAAUUUUCACACGCGAGUUAGCAGGCAUCGUACUGAAAAAAUGUGCCGUCAAAUCGAAUUUCAAUCAUGUUUUCGAGUUGAUGCACAUUGAUUCGAUGGUUAGAUUUGGUCGAUGAAACCCAUCCGAGAUAUUUUAAGGAUUGAAACUCAUGAGGGAAUGAAGAUGGCAUGAAUAUAUAAAAUGGAAAUGGAGAUUGCGACACGUUUAGCCAACCCUGCCCCAAUUCCACUAGUCACCCCUAGUAGAGAUUGCGCUUGGAAAAACUGUUUCAUCUCUAUACUUCAAGCCUAUAUUAACUGGGAUGAGAUUCGUAUCCUUGAGAAGGAAUUAUCUCGUCAAUGGGAGGCGGAAGAGAUUUACUGGCAGCAGAAGUCUAGGAUCACCGGGUUGAAAAAAAGGGAUAUGAACACUUCCUAUUUCCAUACUGCCACUAGGACCAGGAGGAAAAAGAAUUUUGUCCAUGGUCUUAGAAGUGAUACGGGUGAGUGGGUCACAGGGGAGGCUAGGAAGGCCGACAUUGUCAGUUCCUUCUAUCAAUCUCUUUUCACCACAAAGAACCAGGUGGAGAACAUGGUUGACCGGGUGGCGGCUCUUCCAAUCUCCCGCAGUGUUUCACCAGAAAUGAAUGAUAGGCUUACGGAGCCUGUCCUGCUUAGCGAAGUCAGACUAACUGUGUUUGCCAUGGGUUCGAAGCAGGCUCCAGGCUCGGAUGGAUUCAAUGGUAAAUUCUUUAAGGCGUUUUGGGACAUUCUGAGGGCGUCCGUGGUUGACGCAGUAUGCUCUUUCUUCUCGACUAGUAAAAUGCUCAGGAGUUUUAAUCAUACUUGGUUAACUUUGAUUACCAAAGUUGAGAAUGUGGAAACUAUGCGUCAGCUUCGUCCUAUAAGCCUGUGCCAAUUUGUGUAUAAAAUCAUAUCUAAAAUCAUGGCAACUCGCCUGGCUUGUCUCCUGCCUCAGAUAAUCUCAGAGGGGCAGAAUGCGUUUAUCCGGGAACGCCAAAUAGUGGACAAUAUCCUCCUUGGGCACGAGUUAAUGCAUUACCUCAAAAUCAAGACAAAAGGAAAGAAAGGGUACAUGGCUCUAAAGGUUGACAUGGAAAAGGCAUAUGAUAGAGUCGAAUGGCCCUUUCUCCUUGCGAUACUUGAGAAAAUGGGUUUUAACGCUACUUGGAGGGGAUGGAUCAAGGAAUGUUUGGCGUCCACCUCCUUUUCGGUUUUAAUGAAUGGCUCCCCUUCUGGGUUCUUCUCCCCAUCUAGGGGGUCUUCGGCAUGGUGAUCCGCUCUCGCCUCUCCUUUUUGUUCUGUGUACCGAGGGCUUUGCUGCACUCCUAUGGAAAGCUAUUGCGAAAGGAAAACUGGAGGGAGUUAAAGUUGCGCCUCGAGCGCCUCGUAUCUCUCAUUUGUUCUUCGUUGAUGAUUCCUAUUUAUUUCUCUGUGGAUCUCUCCAGGAGUGUGAGAAUCUUCUUGAGGUUCUGAAUGAAUAUGAGGAACUCAGUGGCCAGAAGGUUAUCUAAGUCUGCGGUUUGUUUUAGUAAGAAUAUUGUCUUGCCAGAUAGGAAUUCUUGGCCCAGAUUCUGGGGGUGGGGGCGGUGGGUGUACACGAUAAGUACCUUGGCCUGCCGACUCUGAUAUCCAGGUCAAAGAUGACCACGUUCCGCUAUCUGGAGGAGAAGCUGUUAGAGAGACUACAGGGCUGGAAACAACAGACCCUACUUGGGUUGCAAAGGAGACUUUGAUUAAAUCAGUGGCCAUGGCUUUGCCCUUGCAUGUUAUGUCUUGUUUCAAAUUGCCUCUAUCUCUCUGUCGGCUCCUUGAUAGGCAUGUGGCGAGAUUCUGGUGGGGUACUGAGGAUGACCACUCUAAGAUUCAGUGGAUGUCUUGGCGGAAUGUGUGUCGGAGUAAACAUGAGGGGGGGUAUGGGGUUUCGUCGUUUUGAGCAGUUCAAUCAGGCCCUCUUGGCUAAAAUUGGCUGGCGUAUCCUCAAUGAGCCUCAAUCCCUUUUAGCCCAGGUCUAUAAAGGCAAAUACUUUCCCACUGGUACAUUCCUCUCUGCUACAGCACGGUCUCGUUCGUCUUGGGGGUGACAGAGUAUCCUGUUUGGCCGGGAAUUGUUAGAGGUGGGACUCCGAUGGCAGAUUGGUGAUGGUAAAACUGCUCCUCUACUUCAAUCCAAUUGGAUUCCUCGGUUGCAUCCCUCUAAACCGGUGUAUAACCCUCAGAUUUUGCCAGAAGGGAUGGAGCUCCGGGUUUCUGAGGUUCUAUGCUCGGGGGAAGGAAGGUGGUGUGAUUCGAAGUUCAGUUAGUGGUUUGACCCAUCAACUUGCCGGGCGAUUAAAACUAUCCCUCUUACCCGGCAACCUGUGGCGGAUAGGCUUAUCUGGAUUGACACGGAGGACCGUAAGUUUACGGUCAAAUAUGCUUACCAUCUUGCGGUCCGGUUGGAUAAAUAGAGGGGCAAGUGGCGUUCCAUGGUUAGUUGGAUGGAUAAGACCAGCUGGAUUCGUCUGUGGGAGGCUAAUGUACCCCCUAAGCUGAAGGUGUUCUGUGGCAAAUCUUCAACAGGAUCCUACCAAUUACGGAAGCCUUAAUUGAGAGGGGGAUUGAGGUACACCCUCGUUGUCCGGUAUGUUGGGCAAAGACGGAGACAUUGGAGCAUUUGUUUCUUGAUUGUCCAGUAGCUCGUGCUCUCUGGGAUCAUUCGGGGCUGGAAUACCUAAGCCAGGGGUUGCCUUGCCAAACCUUUCCUCUGUUCCUGAAAAGGCUAGUUGCGCUCAUUCACCAGCCUGAUUUGCUUAUGGCCCUUGCGGCUGUCCUCUAGAGAAUUUGGCGGUCUCGUAGUUGGGUGGUCUUUAAUGGAAAACUGUUUGGGAUCCCUGCCUUGAUGCGGCAAUUCCACCAACAGUAUGGAUGAUCCUAUGGUCGUGGAGUUGCUAACCCUCCGUGAGGCUAUUUGCUGGUGUCUAGGACGUGGAUUCACUGAGGUUAGGUUCGAGGGUGAUGCCAAAGUUGUUAUUGAUAAAAUCAUUCGGCGGCAGACUGGUGACAACAGGGUGGGAGCUAUUCUGGAAUAAAUUUUGCGGUACUUU